AUAUACAUUUCCAAGAAAAGGUAAACAAAUCGUCAAAUUAUUUGUGGGUUUAAAUCUCUACCAAUUCUCACUCUCUCUUUCUCUCAGAGAACCUGAAACGUUUUUUGAUAAUGGGCAAAGUGAAUACCAACCGGUCCAAGAAGAUGAAGGAGGUUUGUGGUGGUUCCGGUGAAGCUAAGCCAACUGGGAAGAAGCAGAAGAACGAAGUGACGUCAAUGGACAAAGACGUGAGUGCCAAGCAAUCGAAGAAGGCGAGUUCUCAAAAGUUGGAGUGGAGUGAGGAAGAAGAGAUCCGUGUGCUACUAGGUAUGACAGAUUUCAAAGCUAUAACAAGGAAGAAUCCUUUUGAUGACAUGAACGGAGCUUACGAAUUCCUCCAGGAAUAUAUAAGCGUUGAUGUUGACGACUUCGUAGAGAAGAUGAAGAGUUUGAAGAAGAAGUUAAUGGGUCAAGUGAGGAUUAACGCUAAAGAACCGUCUUCCUCGGAACCUUACGACCAGAAAAGUUCUGAGUUGUUGAAACUGAUUUGGGGAUAUGAUGUGGAAUCUGCUGUUGAGAAACCAAAGAGGAGUAAGAGGAUUAUAAAGCCUAAAGAGGAGAAGCAAGUGAUGGUUCAUGAAGGAGGAAAAUGGUUUGAGAAUGGGCUUAUUGUUCGGAAGAUUGUUAGUUUUGGUGUUGAUGAAGAUUCUCUAAAAAGAAAAUGGGGUUCGGUGCCUAUGGAGGAUAAGAACAUGAUUGAUCAAAAGUGGAGAGUCUUGCGAACCAAGGAACUUGAAUACAUGUUGCAAAAAAAUAAGUUUUUGAAUGAUGUUUUCUCUAUGAUGGAUGAAGCAGCAUCAUCCAGUUAGAUGCUAAUUAAGGUCUCUUUUUAAUUUGUUUUUGCAACUUUGGAUUUGCUUUUAUGGUUUUCUGGUUAUCCUUUUUGUUUUCGGAUUGUUCUAUCUAAGUUUCUGGAUUAUGUUAUGAUGACUUUGUUUUGGAUUGUUGCCUCUAUUUUAAGAUGUUGGUUUUAUCUUUUAUGAUUUUAUCAAGUGGAAUCUGUUUCUUUGGGAUUUGAUCUUUGUUAAAUGUAAAACUGCGUUAUUGGUUUUACUA
Molecule: messenger RNA, 1095 nt
Organism: Arabidopsis arenosa
Lineage: Eukaryota; Viridiplantae; Streptophyta; Magnoliopsida; Brassicales; Brassicaceae
Source: the annotation of a GenBank genome assembly